Alligator mississippiensis (American alligator) is the source of this 3468-nucleotide messenger RNA. Its product is annotated as homeobox protein Hox-B1. Gene Ontology annotation, biological process: regulation of transcription by RNA polymerase II. Gene Ontology annotation, cellular component: nucleus. Lineage: Eukaryota; Metazoa; Chordata; Crocodylia; Alligatoridae. Bases 1 to 693 code for a protein of 230 amino acids. The record is from RefSeq and is a predicted model, not a curated record. The transcript has 2 exons. Gene Ontology annotation, molecular function: DNA-binding transcription factor activity, RNA polymerase II-specific; RNA polymerase II cis-regulatory region sequence-specific DNA binding.
AUGAACCUUGGCCAUUGGCCAGGAGCCGGGCACGUGAUCCCCGUUGCCACUGGAUCCCCAUCUCAGCCGCCCGGUCCUCCCCCGCGCCUCUGCAGAGGGGCAGCGGGUCCCGCCUGGCAUGGGCGGGCCAUGAACCCGCACCCCGAGCUGGGCUGGGGGGCCCAGCCCUGCCGCUGGCCCGGCCAGCCCCGGCCCUUCCUGCAGCCGCCCCCCGGCUCCUGCCCCGGCGCCCCCGCCUGCUGCCCGGAGCGCGGCCCGGCGGGGCGCGGGGACCCGCGGAGCCGCCUCUCCCGGGACGCCACGGCAACUUUUGAAUGGAUGAGACUCAAGAGGAACCCGCCCAAGUCAGCAAAGAUCAGGGACUGCAGCUUUGCUGGGGAGACCCAUGGAGCCUCUCCCAGGACCAACUUCAGCACCAAGCAGCUGACGGAGCUGGAGAAGGAAUUCCAUUUCAACAAGUACCUGACCCGGGCCAGGCGGGUGGAGAUCGCCUCGGCCUUGCAGCUCAAUGAGACCCAGGUGAAGAUCUGGUUCCAGAACCGCAGGAUGAAGCAGAAGAAGAGGGAGAAGGAGGGUCUCCUUGGGGGGGCAUCCAGCUAUCGCGGACACGAGUCCCCCUCUGAUAAAUCGGACAUCACAUCCCCAGCCAUCUCCCCUAGCCGAAGCCAGGAGGCCACCACCCCUCCCAUCUGAUGGGCCCUCUGGGGCUUUCUGCAGUGCUGGAACUUUUCUUCUCACCUUGUGGAGGAAAAAAAAAAGCACCAGAAAGACACCAGUCCAUCAGGACCACUUAGCUAGCCUCUUUGCAUCCAGCUUGCUUCUCGCAGAGCUUGGCUCCUGCCAAAGCCUGCAAAAGACUUUGGCGGGGGGAACACCCUCUAAAAACAUUUCUUGCAGUUCCCAGGCUCCCACCUCAGGGCUUUCCUGGUGCUUCUAAGCCAGCCUUCCUUCAGCAAGUGCAAAUGCAGAAAUAAUGGGCAUCCCAUUAAAGCAAAUUGCCCCAGCUAAGUCCUAAAGCAGAGAUUACAAAAAACCCCAAACCGCUGCCUAAGCAGAAAUGCUGUAGUCGUGAUAGUCAGCUGAUGAUGUAGCAGAGAUGGGUUGGGGGGGGGUGGAAUUUGUCACACAAUGCCAGUCAAAAAACCAAAAGAAUUGUAAAUUUAGAGGAAAACUUGUGUCAGGAAAAGCUAUCCCCCAAAACAGAGCGGAAAAGUUUAGGAGAACAUCACUCCCUUGUUUUUUUAUGAGCAGUUCUUCCAAAGUUCCCCGCUGUGAUUUUUGUUUGGGGACGCUUUUGGGUACUUUUGCACCAAACAGUUUGACUGCAUUGUUUUUGAAUGAACUAUAUUGGCAAUUUUUAAUUUUAUUUUUUUUGAGGGGGGGAGGAAUGAUCUCUUUCUCUCGGAAACAUUGCUCGGGUGUUUAAUUUUUGGGGGGGAGAGGGGAGGAACGAUCUCUUUUUUGGGUGAUCUUUAUUUUGGAAAACGAUCCCUUUUCAGCUCUGGCGCCAAGCUUUCCUGUUUUGUUGCGCUGGGACCAUCGUCUCCUAGAACUAUUUCUAGGAAAGAUGCAGCAUCCUGUAUGACGUGCUGUUGAGGUGAAACCUGGUAUACUUCUAAAGCCACUAAUGCUCUUUUUCGACCCAGGUUGGGGGGGGGGAAGGGUUGUCGCUGAACUCAGCAUUUCUCCCCUAAGAUAGCAACAGGGAACAGCGAGGGCAAUCAGAUUGUCCCUGAUGUGUCAGUGCCGUCUCUAGCCUGCCACCGAGCCACACACAUGGCACCCCCGCAGUGGGACGGUCCCUCUCUCUGGCAUGAUAUUAACCAAACAGAUCCCAAGCCCCUUGAAUCAGUGAAAAGAAUCGUAGCAGUCUCUAAUGGAUGCAUAUGGAGCAAGCUGUGUGCAAUAUAAUCCUUGUGUUGACAUGGUUAUUUGGUCAGGAAAUAUGAUGUUUCCCCCAUUUCCGAGUGAUGUUUUUUUGCACUAAAAGCAGCUUUGCCAUAAAUGAACAGAAGAUGGAAGGAGGGUUCAAAAGCCGUCUGAGUGAUGCGACGGACGUGAUAAUUAUGCUAUAAAUAAGCACUUCAGUCAGGAAAAGCUUAGAAGUGUAUUAUUUAUUUUCCCAUUGCCGAGAUUCUUCAUUAACGUUUAAAUCUGCUACAGCUGGAAAGAAAUACGCACUUCAUAUUAAGAGUGGAUUUAAAUUUACAGCAGGGAGGUGUGGAGAGAAAGCAGCAAGCAAACCAAAAAAAAAAGAAAAAAGAAAAUCAGGGGCAGGGUUAGAGACAUUUCAAAGGACAACGCGAGUACAGUGAGACGAGAAGCCAGCCUUUUAAAACUUUAAUGAAGGUGUAAAAGGGUACCCACAUUUUAUCAUUAUUGUCAUACUGUUAUUAGGGGGGCUGACCACUGAUGCUUGUAAAAAGUUUAUAUACAUUCCCUUGCACCGGGAAAAUAAUCUGUGCGUUCAUUUUCAUUACCACGGGCCUGUUAUUAAAUAUAUAUUUAAUAAAUACCAAAGACCUUUUGUAGAUGGAGGAUAUUAGUUGGAUUCCACUAGGAUCACAUAUUACAAGAGGCUUAGCCAUUGUAAGGAAUUAGGUGUUUUAGCCGUGUAUGUGGUUUGAAAAUAUUCAUUGAAGCCACCAAAUUUAACAGAAUACCAAAGGCUAUGCUGACAGGCUUUACCUUAGUUUUUGACUGCAAUUCAGCAAUAAAACAGUUAAUAAAACCCACGCAUGGGUGGGUUUUGAAACAGAACAUCUCUAGAAAUUGUUGCUGUUUUAAUCCGAGCUUUAAAUCUACAGUGCGCUCAAUUUUGCUGGGGAAAAAAAUGUGAAACUGUAACUAGGAUACCAAAUACGUGUAGAUACCAAAAAUGUUCUUUUUAUUCAUCUUUGCAUUGCAAAAUUCUCGUCGUGUGGAAUUAGCAUUUCUACUGUCAUUUGAAUGUUUAAGCUAUUAUAAUUUUUUUUUUUUACUUCUGCUGCUUUGUGCUGUUAUUUUUAUCUUCAUGCCAGUUUAAAAAUUCUCCUUUUUUUUUUUUAAUUACUCCACAUGGAAAGAUAAAGCUAAUUGAGGCAUUUGGUGGAAUCACAAAUUAUCUAGCAUUAAUGCAGGGGGGAAAAAAAAAAGUCGAUAGCGUAGAACGCUUAAGUAUUGCAAAGUUUAGUUACCACUGGCACGCAGUGCUUUAAACCUAAGGAAUACAGCCAAAUGCAUGGAGCAUGAGGCUUCUUUGGACGCUGGAGAAUAUUUAAAAGGCACGUGAAAAUGAAAGGAAGCUACUGCAAAAUUUCUACCUCUUCUUUGCUAGGACUAUCAGAAGGAAAAUACGGGUUUAUGUCGUUAUUUAUUUAUUUAUGUCAUCUUUAAAAAUGUAAGUGAGGAUUAGGGAGGGAGGGGGGAGCUAAGGGGAGGAAAAAUGGAUACGUGGAACAAUAACAUUAAAAGUUUGUCUCCCUUUGA